This is a messenger RNA of Cajanus cajan (pigeon pea), 3398 nucleotides long. Its product is annotated as Protein kinase superfamily protein. Gene Ontology annotation, biological process: protein phosphorylation. Gene Ontology annotation, molecular function: protein kinase activity; ATP binding. The record is from RefSeq and is a predicted model, not a curated record. Lineage: Eukaryota; Viridiplantae; Streptophyta; Magnoliopsida; Fabales; Fabaceae.
UUGGUUGUUCCUACGAGUACGACACUAGGUAGCUCAAUUAUGCUAUUCAGUUGCAUAACAUCGUGCUAAAGCUAAACACAUAAUCUUCUUUCUAAACGGAUUCCAGUAUAGUUGUUAGUUGUUACGCGGUUUGUACUUGCUCAUUGUUAAGUAUUUUAGGACAAACAUCCUUAGUGACAUUGUAGGAUCCAACGCAUAAAUCGCUCUUAUUCAUCAUUCCUUUUACCAACAUGCAACCAAACAUGCGUGCUUGUUCUCCCUCUCUAUCACUACAAACAAAACACCUCUCUUUUAUGUUUCUCCAACUGCUACACCCUGUCAAACAAAAAACCAUCGUUCAGUUCUUUCAUGCAUCCCCCAUCUUUAUGUUCACCCUCCUCCACCUUCAUUGAUGAACAUCAAGAAAGGACUUAUGAAACUUUCUUUUGUUUCACCCCUUUCCAUUCUUCACCUUUUAUUUUUCACCCUUGCCAAAUGUGACUCUACUUUCUUACCUCUUGUUAACUAUCUCAUUGAUUGUGGCUCCUCCCACCCCACUCAGCUCAAUGAUGGCAGAACCUUCAAAUCUGAUCGUGAAACCACUUCCCUCCUAUCCAUUACUGAAGAUGUGCAAAUAUCACUCGACUCAAAUCUCUCUCCUUCUGUUCCUUCUUCAUCACUGCCUUUGUAUCAAAGUGCAAGAGUUUUUCAAGAGAAAUCUACCUACUCCUUUUACAUCUCCAAAACUGGUAGACUUUGGGUUCGUCUUUACUUCUUCCCUCUCUCUCACCCUUCCUAUAACUUAACAAGUGCUGUUUUCUCUGUCCAAACUGAUCAAAUCAUGCUCUUGCAUGAGUUCUCUGCCAGGAACAAUGACUCAUCCAUUUUCAAGGAAUACCUUGUUAACGUUUAUAAAAGUAGAUUCUCCCUUAUAUUCAAGCCUAAGAAAAACUCAAUUGCGUUCAUCAAUGCCAUUGAGGUUGUCUCAGCCCCUGACACUCUUAUCUCGGAUACAGCAACUGCAGUUUCCCCACUUGGAGAAUUCAAAGGGUUGUUGAAAUCUGCUCUUCAAGUUUCCUACAGAAUAAACGUUGGUGGCCCAACCAUAACUCCUGAGAAUGACACCUUGUCAAGAACAUGGGAAACUGACGAGUCUUACAACACCUUCCCACAGGGUUCUGAGAUUGUUGUUGUGCCCAAUGAAAGCAUCAAGUAUCCUACUGGGGUUACACCUUUGAUUGCUCCAAACUCAGUUUAUGCAAGUGCCGUACACAUGAAGGACCCUGAAGUCACACAACCAAAUUUCAAUCUUAGUUGGGUCGUGAAUGUGGAAACUAGCUACUCUUAUUUGAUAAGAAUGCAUUUCUGUGACAUUGUAAGCGAAAGUCUUAACCAGUUAUACUUCAACGUGUACAUCAACGGGAUUGAGGUUGUAUCAGCUUUGGACCUUUUAUCGCAAACCAAUGCUCUAGCUACUGCUUUCUACAAGGACUUUGUGUUAAAUCCAUCAGCCAUCACAAAAGGUUCUAUCUUGAUUCAGGUGGGACCAGCCAAUCUCCAACAAAGCACAGUCGAUGCAAUUUUGAAUGGAAUUGAGGUGAUGAAGAUGAGCAACGAUGCAAACAGCUUGGAUGGUUUCUUCUCUAUUGAUGGGGAAUUCGAAGGGCCAAGUUCACUAUCCAAGGAAAUGAAAGUUUUUGCUUGGGUUGGCAUAGCAUUGACUGUGACAUCGACGUUGUUGCUAGCAAUGAUUUGUAUAAGGUGGACAAAGAGACCUCAAGUUUGGGAACAGCAUAACAGAUUUUCAUCAUGGUUCCUUCCAGUUCAUUCAUGCAAAAGCCCUUGUAGAAGCUCAACCAUAUCCAGUUCCCGCAUAAGCAAGCCUAGUCAUUCUAAUUCUAUCGCCCCAAAAGGGCCUGAAAGGUUCUUCCCUAUCAGUGAAUUGCGACAAGCCACCAAUAACUUUGAUGAGAAGAGAGUGAUUGGUAUUGGAGGCUUCGGGAAAGUGUACCUUGGAACGUUGGAAGAUGGAACAAAUGUUGCUAUAAAACGAGGAAAUGGUAGCUCAGAACAAGGCAUCAAUGAGUUCAGAACAGAACUAGAAAUGCUCUCCAAGCUACGCCAUCGCCACCUAGUCUCACUGAUGGGUUUCUGUGAUGAAAAUUCAGAGAUGGUUCUUGUGUAUGAGUACAUGGCUAAUGGCCCCUUUCGUUCCCACCUUUAUGGCUCAAACCUCCCUCCUUUGCCAUGGCAAAAGAGGCUUCAAAUAUGCAUCGGCGCUGCUCGUGGCCUGCACUAUCUCCACACUGGUGCAGCUCUAAGCAUUACACAUCGUGAUGUGAAGACAACAAACAUCCUCUUAGAUGAGAAAUAUGUUGCUAAGGUUUCUGACUUUGGCUUGUCAAAAUUUGUCCCAGAGGAAGCCCACGUGAGCACACUUGUGAAGGGUAGUCUUGGAUACCUAGAUCCUGAGUAUUACAUGAGCCAACAACUUACUCAGAAAUCUGAUAUAUACUCUUUUGGGGUAGUCCUAUUUGAGGUACUUUGUGCUAGGCCAGUUAUUUGCCCGACACUACCAAGGGAUGAGAUUAACUUGGCUGAAUUGGCAAUGAAUCGACUAAGAAGAGGAGUGCUCCAUGAAGUUAUUGAUCCACAUAUUAUUGAUACUAUUAGUCCUCAAUCGUUAUAUGUUUUUGUGCAAAUUGCAGAGAGAUGUAUAGCAGAUUGUGGUGUUGAUAGGCCUAGCAUGGGGGAUGUGUUGUGGCAUUUGGAAUAUGCUUUUCACCUACAAGAUGCUUCCUCACGCACUGAUGCACAUGAAGAUAGAAGGGAAAGUACUGUGAUAAAUGAAUAUAGUGAUUCUACUGAUGAUGCACAUGAAGAUAGAAGGGAAAGUAUAAUGAUUAAUGAAUAUAGUGAUUCUACUGAUACACAUGAAGAUAAAAGGGAAAGUAUAGUGAUAAAUGAAUAUGGUGAUGAUAUUGACGCACAUGAAGAUAAAAGGGAAAGUAUAGUUAUAACUGAAUAUAACGAAGAUAUAGCAGGUCCCUUGCGUGAACCAGGAAGUGAUGCGUCUGAUUGCACAGAUCACAGAUGUUAAUUCUGCUAUGUUUUCUCAGAUAGUCAACCAUCAGGGAAGGUAAAGUUAGAUAGGUAGAAAUUACAUUUCAAAGACUAGUAGUCACCUUGAAGGAGUAGGAUUUGUUGUGCCACUCUUCCUUGCUACUGAUAUUCAACUAUGAAGUUUAUGAUGGAUCAACCUCAAUUGGUGUGUGUGAUUUUAGUGUUUUAAGCAUAAAUAAACCCUACUUUUUUUAUUUUCUCCCUGUUAUCAUAAUUGAUCAUAGUGACAAAAAAAAACACCAGGGUAAGAAAGUUUUUGUAUCUCAUGCGUAUAUUGUGCUAGUUACACAUUAUAG